AUGCAAACUACAAGUUCACACUCGAAUAUCGAGUCUUUGAGGAGUGAUGACUCAGAGCGUUCAUUACCUCACAAUCAAGUCCUAAUGCACGGCGGGGAUGGCAGCAGCAGCUCGCCCAGUGAGCGCAACAACUAUGAUGAUGAAAAGGCAAAUAUGGAAACCUCGGCAUCGAGUGGCCAUGGACACAAAGACAACCAACUAGAUAGGCUGAAGAGCAAGGACUAUAUUGUCCCCAAAAGUGAACGUAGAGGGCUGUUACCUCAUCUCGCCCUUAUACCGGAAUUCAAAGAUGCUAGAGAUUAUCCGCCAAUGAUGAAAAAGAUGAUUGUCUUUUUGAUUGCUUUUUCUUCAAUGAUGGGCCCCAUGGGUACAUCAAUCAUAUUUCCAGCGAUCAACGCCAUCACGACUGAAUUCAAAACUUCAGUGAUCAUGGUGAACGUUUCGAUUGGUGUGUAUCUGUUAAGUCUUGGUGUCUUCCCAUUAUGGUGGUCUUCUAUGUCGGAGUUAGAAGGCAGAAGAACUACUUACAUUACUUCUUUUGCACUAUUAUUUGCAUUUAAUAUCGGGUCUGCUUUUGCCCCCGAUAUCAACUCAUUUAUUGCUUUGAGAAUGCUCUGUGGGGCCGCUUCUGCUAGUGUUCAAAGUGUCGGCGCUGGGACAGUUGCAGAUUUAUAUAUUAGUGAAGAUAGAGGCAAAAAUCUAAGUUAUUAUUAUCUCGGUCCACUAUUAGCCCCGCUGUUAUCUCCAAUUAUUGGCUCUUUAUUAGUGAAUCGUUGGCCUUGGAGAUCGACUCAGUGGUUUAUGGUCAUUUUAUCCGGAUGUAACGUCAUUCUUUUGACAGUGUUACUGCCUGAAACCUUAAGAAAACAAGAUUCUAAAGGCGCUAUUGCUCAAAUUCUGGCUGAAAGACGUAUUCAAAUAGAUCGUAACGAACACGGGGAAGUACAAGAAGAUUAUCAGCGAGAAGAUGAACCAAAUCAAGUAGAAAACCAAACUGUCACGUUAUCUGCUGAGAAGCAGAACUAUUUGGGAGAAGUGAGGGACCAGCGCUCCUCAGAUUUAGAAAGUCCGCCCAGCCACAUUACCUAUGACGGACGAGCAGAAGAAAACCAGUUGCAGCGGAUUUAUACCGAGGCAAGUAGAAGCAUGUAUGACUACCAGUUAGAUGAUAGUGGUAUUGAUGCAACAACGGCCCAGGUUACAAAAAUAAGAUCAACAGAUCCAAAGUUAGCAAGAUCAAUCCGCGAAAACAGUCUUCGAAAACUGCAAACCAACCUGGAAGAACAGGUAAAAAAGGUGCUAUCGAAUAAUGGAGGCGAAAUUGCGCCCAAGAAGGUGUCAGCAGUCAGGAAGGUCUGGGAUAUCUUUUUUGUCUAUUUUAUCAAACCUCUAAAAUCUCUAUACUUCCUACAAUACCCACCCGUGGCACUUGCGAUAACAUUUUCUGCAAUUUCCUUUUCCACAGUGUACUUCGUUAAUAUGACAGUGGAAUAUAAGUAUUCAAGGCCGCCUUACAACUUCAAGCCAUUAUACAUCGGUCUUCUGUAUAUUCCAAAUUCGGUAACUUACUUUUUCGCCUCUAUUUACGGGGGACGUUGGGUAGACAUGCUGUUGAAAAGAUACAAAGAGAAAUAUGGGAUUCUUGCGCCUGAAGCCCGUAUAUCAUGGAAUGUCGUUACGUCUGUAAUAUCCUUCCCAAUUGCCCUAUUGAUCUUUGGCUGGUGUUUAGAUAAAAAGUGCCAUUGGGUAACGCCAUUAAUUGGAACAGCUCUUUUCGGAUAUGCCGCUAUGAUGACGAUUGGGGCCACCCUUUCUUAUUUGGUCGAUUCUUUGCCGGGAAAGGGUGCUACGGGCGUUGCGCUGAACAAUUUAAUCAGGCAAAUCUUGGCUGCAACAGCUGUAUUUGUCACGACACCCAUGUUAAAUGGCAUGGGAACCGGUUGGACUUUCACAAUGCUAGCCUUUAUUGUGCUCGGUGCCAGUAGUGUGCUCAUCAUAUUGAAAAAACGUGGUGAUUACUGGAGAGAGAACUACGAUUUGCAAAGAUUGUACGACAAGAUUGACUGA
This is a messenger RNA of Saccharomyces kudriavzevii IFO 1802, 2067 nucleotides long. It is a transcript of the gene QDR3, whose product is annotated as Qdr3p. The transcript has a single exon. Gene Ontology annotation, biological process: intracellular polyamine homeostasis; transmembrane transport. NCBI's taxonomy places the organism in Eukaryota, Fungi, Ascomycota, Saccharomycetes, Saccharomycetales, Saccharomycetaceae. The record is from RefSeq and is a predicted model, not a curated record. Gene Ontology annotation, molecular function: polyamine transmembrane transporter activity. Bases 1 to 2067 code for a protein of 688 amino acids.